Fulvia fulva is the source of this 93-nucleotide messenger RNA. RefSeq lists its product as uncharacterized. The record is from RefSeq and is a predicted model, not a curated record. The coding region runs from base 1 to 93 and encodes 30 amino acids. The transcript is spliced from 2 exons. NCBI's taxonomy places the organism in Eukaryota, Fungi, Ascomycota, Dothideomycetes, Mycosphaerellales, Mycosphaerellaceae.
AUGAUCCGGAGAAGACGGGAGAGGCGUUAUAAGAGUAGGGGUAAGGAGUAUAAUAUUAGGAGGGUAAGCAUUGAGGUUGAGGUGGAGGUUUAG